ACGUGACAAAAUUGGCAGUUUGGCUGUAGUUAACAGUUGGAAUUGGAAGCAGGGAAAAAAAAAGGAAAAUGAAAUGCUGCCCAGUCCAAUAAGUAAACCCUAAUCCCCAAAGUUGAAUCAAAAUCGUCUGCUGAGAAUGAGAAUGGCUACCCAGUCGUCCUCCCAAGGUUCGCGUAGCAGCACCAAGAGUCGUGGGAGAAGGAGGACUUGCUUCUGUGGAGAGAGACCGGUAUUGCGCACGUCAUCUACAGCGGAGAACCCAGGAAGAAGAUUCUGGGGCUGCGUCAACUUUCAGAUAGGAGAUGGAUGCGAUUAUUUUGCUUGGGCAGAGCCUGAAGGACAAGAUCCACAAAUUCAAAGACUGAAGAACAAAGCAAGCUCGUUGAAAGAAGAACUGCAGAAAGCUGAAAGGAAGUUUGCAUUGGCACUUGGUGUUGGAAUUGUUGGAUGGACACUGGCUGGGCUGCUGCUAUGUGAUCGACUCAAUUGAGGUUUAGGGGGUUAGCAUUUUGUUUAUUUUUGCCAUUCUGUUGUUGUCCCCUGGUUUGUAGGGAAUGUCAAUUGUUUAGGGAUUGAAAAAAUUGACAUACAGUUGGGUGAUAACAGUAAUGUAAAGAGAAUGAAAUUUUUUUGUGGCUGUGUCUGUAAAGCCAUUUGCUGUAAACAUUGUAAGGUUUUUGAUUGAAAUGAAUAGCAAUGAGUUCCUGUAUUGUGACAUA
This is a messenger RNA of Arachis ipaensis, 719 nucleotides long. NCBI's taxonomy places the organism in Eukaryota, Viridiplantae, Streptophyta, Magnoliopsida, Fabales, Fabaceae. The record is from RefSeq and is a predicted model, not a curated record.